UAUAGACUUAAACUUCUACAAACUGUGAGAUAAAAUAAACCUUCCUUCCUUUAAAUUGUAGAUAUCAGGUAUUGUGUCCAGGGACAAAAAAGUAAGAUUUUCAUCUACAGACCACAUCACCACAUCUGCUUCUCUUAGGAAACAGAAGGGCUUUGUGAUGAAGUUUCGUGGUCUGGUUCUGUCUUCUGUGAGGUGGACAUGACAAGGCCUGGCACGUGGCAUCAUUGGUCACUGGAACUCUGAAUGCCUACAUGUAGGGAUGGCUGGUCUCCUCAUGCUAAUGAGGUUUAGACCAUGAUGAUCCCUACCUUUGUUCUGCGGGAUAUCUUGUACCUCUUAUAUACCUAUGGAUCUAUCUUUAUUAUUUUCCUAAUUAUUUGGCAAGUGAGCUGGAAUUACCAUGGAUUGAGAUUUGAAUAUAAGAGGAGCUGCUGCCAGCGUCACCAAAAAAUCAGGCAAAGGGCUAGAAAUGCGGCAUCAAAAGCCAGGAGACUUUACCAAGAAGAAUCUGAGAAGCCGCGGGAGCUGAUCUCUGUCAUGAAAAGCCAGCACUGGCUUCCCCAGCAGGAAAGUGUGAGGCAGCUCCUGUGUGCGGACUCCUCCUGCCCAACCUGCAAUGCAGCGGCUCUGGAGAUUCAGCAGUUGCUGGAGGAUGAGAAUAACCAGAUCUGCCCCGCUUUAUCAGGGCCACCCCAAGUUCCUCAGGUGGAGCUGUUCUCCAUGUCAACUGUGUGUUUGGGGCAGAAUCUGGAGCUUUGUUCUCAGCAUCCUGGAGAAAUUGCACUGGCAUCUGUACCCCCAACACUGGCACAACUGACAGAACACUUCAUGCAAUCUACCAAUGCAAUUAGCCUCCAAGAGUACUGGGCUGAUCAUGUCCAACAAAGACAAAGAUUUCAACUGGAAGAUGCACCUAUGGGCCCACAGACUAUCACUUCAUUGACGGUGGAGGAGCCUGUGGUUCCAGUGAAUGAACAAGAAAUGGGCAACCUUCACUCUGUCCAGGGGAAUCAGGACCAGCAGCCUGUGGACUCUCAGCAGAUCUCUUUUAUAUACGUGGAGCCAGAGAUCACUAACUUGACAAAUCCAGAGGCCUUCCAUAUGGUACCACAGGUCCACUUCCCAUUCCUCAGUCCUGAAGUGCUGAGACUUCUUGAGGUACACAUGAAAAAAUGGAUGCAUUUCCAGAGAUGGGGGCUUCCCAGGCGUGUGGAGGACUCCCUGAGGCAGUUUAUGCCACACACACCAAUGUAUUGUGUCUCGAAUAAUAAUCCUCAGGUCUAUGUUCAUGGAUUUGACCACAGUGCCCACCAAACUUGGUGUUCAUAUAUGGUUGGGGAACCCACCCAGGCCUUCUGGGUUUCUGAAUGGCCUGAUAUGGACCUGGAACAAAGACACCACCAGGAAAGAUUAAAUGCUAUGGGUCUAUCCAUACCCUCUCCUUCCUCAGAAGUCCUGAAUGGUUUCUAUUCACUGCCUGCGAGACAGGCUAAAGACUCAAGGAACGACCUGCAUCAGGAAGACAGGCAGCUGUUCUGUGGCCUCCCCUCUCUCCACAGUGAGUCCCUGGCUGCCACUUUCUUGACCUCUGAAGGCCUCUCCAAGAGCAAGAACAUGUUCAAGCCCCCGUUGAAGGAGUCCCUUCUAUUCAAGGAGCUCUAUUUCCACCCUUUGCUGCCCAAAACACCACCUGAGAUAAAUUCGCCCUUUGCUACACCUUCUCCAAAUUCUGUGUCUCCAGCUGAACAUCAACAAGCUCACAUCAGUGUCCCGUUUCUGACGCCAGCUGAAUGUGAAACCCUGGAGUGGCACCUGCUGCAGAGGCAGUUCCAGCCUCAGUGGGGCCUGCCAGCUGUCACCCAGAGGUCUCGCCAUGCCCACAGUUCUGUGCGGUCUGAGCCAUGUGACAAAGCCCAGGCUCCCAAGCCUAUGAACAUGUCCUGGCCAGGGAAACCGGUCUCAGUCCUCACCAGGAAACUGCACUUCUUCCCGGAGCAUACCCGCAGGCUGCUGGAGUUUCACUUCCAGAAGCAGCUGAUUCACCUCCGCUGGGGCCUGCCUGAGAAGAUCCAGCAGUCCUUCCAGCUGCUCCUGUCCUCUGCUGACCAGAAGACCCUGUCCCGUAGCAGCCCAACCCUACCCAACAUGAGUGUCCCCCAACCUACGGGCAAGGGGGAUGGUGACCCAUUCUCACCUCUACUGGCCCAAGUGUCCAUCCCCAUGCCACACUUGUUUUCCCAGGCCAAGGCAAAACUUCAGAACCACAUUGACUCCAAAUGUGGGCAGAUCCACCAGGGCAAUGUCCCUUGCCGUGUGUAUAGCUCCUGGGAAGGCAUAGUUCCUGGGGUCCUAGCAGUGGCUCCCUUCCCCUGCACUCCACAAGGUCAGCCCCUGGCGCUGCAGGCAGCGAGUGACCCUGACCUCCAUGACGAACUUAUGCCCAGGAUGCCAACAGCCCUUCAUCAGCAAAAACAGGCCUCACCAGACACUGGCACUGAACAUCCUAAGCUGCACCAAACCCUGUCUCAAGGAGCCAUUGAGAAACUGGAGAUGACUUUACGGCACAAGUAUCUCGCCUUCCUGUCAGGACUGCCUGCUCUUUACUCUGUAGCUCUCUCUGGAGCUAUGGCUCCAGCAAUCACUAGCUGCUCUGUAGCCGCAGUGAUGGAGCCAGGGCCUGUGGAAACCCCAAAGGAGCCUCUGACUCAAAAGAUCUCACUGGAAGACCCAAGUGGGAGGCUCGGGCCAUGCUCUCAAAAUGGCAAGACUUGGGCAGACAGUGCAGAAGAUUUCCAGCCUGAGGUGCAGGUGAAAGGAAGAACACAGUCAGUGCCUCUGGAGAGCCAGACACGUCCUGGUGUCCCCUACUCAUUCAAAACACGUACCUCUAACAAGCUAAACUUCCACCUGAGAAAAAAGGCCCUGGAGAUAAAGUUGGGACUUUCCAUAAGGGCAGUGGAGGCCAGGAAACUAACUAAAGCCAGGCCAGAGAACAAGUUCUCCCAGGCAUCUCUCAGUAGUCUGAACAACCGUGGAAGCACAGUGCUCCAGCAGCCGCUCAUCUUGCCAGACUCUUCUCCUGCUCCAGACUCACAGCAGGCCCACCUUAGAGACCACCUGGCCCCUCAGCCGAAGGCUGUGCAGCACAACCCACAGUCCUCUAGACCCAAAUCAGCGUCCCCUGCUUCUACCAACUGGCCCUCCAAGAUCUCACAGCCUGUUGGGGAUAUGACUGAGGCCCAGGUGCUUUGUGUUCAGGUGGAGGCCAGUGUAAACCACCCCAGCCUGGAGGAAUCCUGGAGCCCUGAGCCUCAAAACCCAGGCAAGGGCUCAGCCCAGAUCCCCAUACUGGCUGAAAAGAGGGAGGAUGUAGGGAAACCUCAAGAAUCAGUUGACCUCGGAGAAGGGGAUGCAGGGCAUGGGCUGUCUUUGACCAGUGCAGAAAGACACUCUGAUGAUGCUGAUGAAGAUCAGAAGCCAGAAGAGAUGCUUUUGGAGACAGAACUCCAAGGCUCCUCGCAACAGACCCAUAGGUGUCAUCUUGUGGAUCCCCAGCAAAGCAGUUCCCAAGAUCACCCUGAAUGUCAGCUCCCAGAGCCACACACAGAGGUCCCUGGGGGGAAAGAACCUGAGCAUGACAUGCAGGACCAUCAGAGCAAGUUAAAUGUCCUCCUCAAACCUGCAAAGAUCCCUGAGAACUUCCAUCCUGCAGUGGCCCGGAUCUCACAGGGCCAGCCAACUCAGCAUAAGGGCCAAAUUUUGAAAGGUCAGGUUUUUCAGAGGCAGGUGAUGCCAGCCCAUUCUUCCAAGAGGCCCAGCCUUCCAGAGUCUGGCCUGAUAAAUAAGAUGAAAUCUUUUCUGUUCUUCCUUGGUACUCUCCACAACCAACACAAAAAUACCAUGACCAAAGGCAGAGAGCACGGGAACUCUAUCUUCUAUACACCUGGUAAGGUGGCCAAAACCAAAAAAGAAUAUAUGGAAAAGAGCCUGGUUCAAGCCAAAAGUCCCAUGGAAAAAACUAAGCGUGACACACUGAUGAGGCACCCCAAGAGCCAGUCAUUCCCCAUACAGCGGAGAGUGGGCCCGGACUCAGAUGUUUUCCAUGCCCCACGCAAUAAGCUUCCGCUACGCUCCCAACUCCGUGGAUCUGCCUCCGUCCCAGGCCAUCUCCACCACUGUCCUCGAGUGGCUUGUUCCUCCCAAUGAGGGAACCCGCUUAGCCCCCAUACGUCACCUCAGAAACAUUGUCUUGCUCAAGGAGAACAAUUCAUGACUAUGAGAUUCUAGCCUUCCCGUUUCUGCAUUCCUUGAAGAUCAUUACUUACUAUAAUCUCUAUCAAUGAUCAGGUAUGGCAGAAUGCCAGCCGAAA
This is a messenger RNA of Cavia porcellus (domestic guinea pig), 4370 nucleotides long. RefSeq names its product protein SPATA31F1. The coding region runs from base 295 to 4206 and encodes 1303 amino acids. NCBI's taxonomy places the organism in Eukaryota, Metazoa, Chordata, Mammalia, Rodentia, Caviidae. The record is from RefSeq and is a predicted model, not a curated record. The transcript is spliced from 4 exons.